This is a messenger RNA of Hyaloscypha bicolor E, 606 nucleotides long. RefSeq lists its product as uncharacterized. The transcript is spliced from 2 exons. The record is from RefSeq and is a predicted model, not a curated record. Gene Ontology annotation, biological process: mycotoxin biosynthetic process. The annotation marks the transcript as partial. NCBI's taxonomy places the organism in Eukaryota, Fungi, Ascomycota, Leotiomycetes, Helotiales, Hyaloscyphaceae.
GCUCCGAUCCAGAAAGAGGUCGAUAAUUCGUACCACACCGUGAAAUUCAAAGGUUCUUUCCUGAACGAGAAUAUCUACCGACAACCCGGGAGCCCGGAAGUCGAUGCAGCAUGGGAAGCAUUAGGCGUUGACUACAGAGGUAUUGCAGUUCCUCUCGACGAAGCACCAAAAUCCGGAAUCAAACCCGAUCAGGUGCAAAUCAACCCCAAAUACGGUGGUGGCUUCCCCGCAAAUGUGGAAGGUCUGCAUCAUCUUCAUUGCCUCAAUCUCGUCCGGCAAGGCUUGUACUACAAUAUCGACUACUACCGCGCCAAAGGCGAAGGUGCUUUCAUUAACAACAGCACGGUCGUUCGUUAUCAUGUCUCUCAUUGUCUGGAUAUCGUCAGACAGCAAUUGAUGUGUACCCCGGAUACUGGAUUGCUGGGGCAGGUCUGGUGGGAUCCGGAAGCUCCCAAGGCAUUUGUGGAUUUCAAUACCGAGCACAAAUGCAAAAACUAUGAUGCGAUUCGGGAGUGGGCGAGGGUGAGGCAGCUACCUGAUAGUGUGCCUGAGGAUUUCUUGAAACCACCGCAGGUUGGAGACAAGAUUUACGAGGCGAUUCCUUGA